CCCAUACCACCAACUACCUUUUCCUGAAGUGUACGGUUUUUAGAUAUCGUAACGUUUUGCAUAACUUCUCUAUAUAUUAUGAUGUUACAAGGAACUAAUUAAUCGUUAAAACAUUGUUCUUCUUACAAACUAUCCCCAACGUCUGCGAAGGAGACUAUUUAAGUAAUGAAGUAUUUUUGCCGAUCCUUUAGGGCAAUGGAAAGCUGGAAUAUCCGAGACCUGAACGUUGGUGUGGCUAAUGGUGCCGAGAUUGACUUGGUUAUCGCAGAAGACUUUAGUAAGAAUGAUCUUGUGACCUUCUUAAGGAAAUUUGCCGACGAAGAUGGAGAGCUUGGGGGGAAUAUUGUGACAGGUAAGUUUAUUUUAAGCUGUCUGUUGUAAGCUAAGGGGCUACAUGUUUCGGCAUGGCCGACAUGGCAAGGAAGGUGUAACGAUUUUUAUGUUGUGAAAUAAUUAUAAAUCAUUGGGCAUAAACGAAAAUACAAAUUUCCAUAAGAUCUCGUAUGUCAACGAACGUCUACGGUUGUUUAAACUGCCUUUCAUUUGGAGCUAUUACGACAUGUUGAUAUUUCUGUCUCUUAUCUUUUGGGGCUGGUAAGCAGAUAGUCGUGGGCGUACAAGAGGUUGCACACUAUCCCCACCCUCGACAUAAAUUUAUGUAGAAAAAAAAAUUGUAUUGGUCGGGAAAUUUAUCUAGAUCAGGCAAAUUUGUUGUCCGAUCCACCCAUAUAUAUAUCUUCCACCUCCCUUCCCCCGGUUCCGAAAUUUUCUCCUAUACGCCUAUGAAUUAUAUACAUACAUCCACGUGGGCAGUCUAGUUAUCCUGCGAACUUUAUCUGAAUGCGGUUUGUAUUAACUACAUGACACUAUUAAAUCCAACCCAAAAACGGGGUUGCUACGCAAACCUUUCGGGAACUUCUUUUGUGGAUCUUUGCAUCGAUGGCAAAAGGUCUGCUUGGUUUGAUUUGGGGGAGGGGGUGGUGUGGUAGAUAAAUCUUAGGGGAUCUGUGGCAGGCUCCCUCGGAAAAUUCAGUUUAAAAUAUAGAAUUUCUUAAAUGGCAUUUCCUGCGUUCUAGAGAGAAUAUGACAUGCAGAAACUAGAUUAUUUUGUUCUUUAUAAAUUUCAGGCAGCGAAGAAUCUGCCACCUUGAUAUUAAGUCUAUCCACUCUGAUCUUUUUUGGGGGAAGGGGGCUAAUCCCCUUACCCUCCUGGUUCCUCUGCCUAUACCAGUUAGACCAGAAUUUUAUUCCCCAUAUAUGUUGAUAGGAUCAUGAGAAGGUAUGGACAUUUUUGUAUUCUAUUUUAUAAUUUAAUUAAUCAUCUGGUCAACAAAAAGCGCCUUUUAUUCACCCAUUACCUACAGACUGGAUUUCACUUCGGUUUAUACUUGAAACGAUUCAAUUCUCUUGCUAGAAAAAAAGAAAGUCCUUGAUUAAAAAGUGUGUUACCAGUCAAAACGAUCUCCACUCGUGAAUGAUAAAUGUCACUCUUAACCUUUAAAUCCGAAUACGUUCUCUUUUUAAUGUAGUGACCUGUGCAGAUCCGGAGACGUACUCUGCCGCUGUAACAGACCCAGAGAAAUACAACCUACUACGUGUCCGCGAGGGAGGUUGGAGCGAGUAUUUCAUUACGUUCUUUAAGUCUCAUCAAGAACAGCACAGAAGAAGAGUGCGUUACUACUAGGACUGUUAGAAACCUUAUUACUAUUACAGUUAAAAGUUCUAUUACAGUUAAAAGUUGUGUUUAUUACUUUAUUUAAUAUUUAAAAGUAGUUUUAUACGUUAUUACGGACGUACGUUUGUUAGAAGUUUAAUUUCUAACUUGGAAGUAGAGUUUAAACGUUAUUACUGAGACUAUUAGAAGUUUAUUAAUUAUUUCUACUUAGAAGUAGAGAUCUAAACCUUAUUACUAUUACAGUUAAAAGUUGUGUUUAUUACUUUAUUUAAUAUUUAAAAGUAGUUUUAUACGUUAUUACGGACGUACGUCUAUUAGAAGUUUAUUAAUAAUUUCUUCUUAGAAGUAGAGAUCUAAUCGUUAUUAGUAUUACUGAGAGUACUGUUAGAAGUUUAAUUUCUACUUAGAAGUAGAGAUCUAAACGUUAUUACUGAGACUGUUGGAAG
This is a messenger RNA of Paramuricea clavata, 2121 nucleotides long. Lineage: Eukaryota; Metazoa; Cnidaria; Anthozoa; Malacalcyonacea; Plexauridae. The record is from the annotation of a GenBank genome assembly.